AUGUUCGAGGCUCGCGCGGCAGAUUUGACCGUCGACCCUUCCGCGCUGGCCAAGUCCGGGACCGUUGCGACCGCAUUUGAAUAUAUCGACGAGCGGGCGACGACCCCUACAGCCCUGUCCCGCUACCGUGGCAAGGGAGAUAGCCACUCGCAGGACUCCCAAUCCAACCUCUCUCCUGUCAAAAUGGCGAACGGCUAUGCGAUCAGCCCCGAUCCCCCGGCGCUCUUUGUUCGGGCUAUGUACGACUAUGACGCCGAUGACCACACCAGCCUGAGUUUCCGUCGCGGCGAUAUUAUUCAGGUUCUCAACCAGCUAGAGACAGGGUGGUGGGAUGGCGUUAUCGAUAACACUCGUGGUUGGUUCCCGAGUAAUUACUGUACCGUCCUCACGGAAGCGGAUGACUUUGGCGACCAGUUUGUUCAUAGUCAUGACACGGACCUCAGUGCGGAUUCCGGACUCGAAGAUGAUUAUGGCGAUGGACACGAUGAUGAUGAUGUGGAUUCGGAAGGCAACUCACGCGAUUCCCAGCCGAUCCUUCCUAUCGAAGGUGUUCCGGCGGCCAAGGAGCAGGAAGAGGCCGCAUUCUGGAUCCCCCAGGCGACACCGGACGGUCGCCUAUUCUAUUUCAACACCCUGACGGGGUAUUCUACCAUGGAGCUACCCUUUGAAAACCCUACAGCGGCCACCGACAAUGGCCCACGCGAUCGAAACAACUUUUUUGUCCCCGACCAGACUCGACCGCCACCGGAGCUGAUGGCACGUGGAUUCGAGCGGGAUGAAGAUGAGUACGAUGGUUCUGCAUCUGAGGCAGAAGGGGAAUCUUUGAUGCUAGCUUCACACGACUCGAUUUCCCACAGACGCCAAUCCUUGAUGGAGGGAGUAUCACCGGCCACAUCAAUGGACUCCUUGUAUGCCCCGACAACGAAAGACUCAAAAGGCUCGCAAGCGUCCACCAAGGCUCUACAAACAACAUACAGCCUUGGAGGAAAUAGCAACAGCACCAGCACUUCCGUGGCCGAAAGCUUCUCGAGACCUUCGAUCUCUUCCAAUUUCCCCCAACACUUCGUCGAUGAUGGCUUCGCCCCUCCAAUCAGCUGGUCCCUGCUUGUUGAUAACAUGCGAUUUGCCGUCGAGGCUUACAGCCAGACCCUUGUGAAUGGUGACCGUGCGGAAUACGUGAGGAAGGCUGAGGACAUUUCCGACCACCUUCGAAUGCUACUGGCAGCUGGAUCUGACACAACGGACAACCACUCUGGUAAUCCUUCCAUCAUAUCCACUAACAAGGCUCUGUAUCCUCACUUUAGGGACAUGAUGUCCAAGUUCUCCAAACUGGUUCUUUCGUCUCAUAUCGCAGCUGCUGAUUGGCCCGGAGCCGACUCAGUCAACAAAUGCUUGCAGGAAGCAGAAGGUGUGAUGCAAGGUGUGUAUGGCUAUGUGGAUGUUGCUCAACAGCAGCGUGGAGACCUUAUUCACCGUAUCGUCCCGGGUUUCGUCGGCGGCAGCUCAUCUGGUGGCAGCUGGCAGAACAAUGGUGUCUCAUUGAAUAACUCAGGGCCAACAUCAUUCCUGGUCCCAGAUGUAGGGGACUCAAGGGUCGAGCCAUCUGUUCCUCUUGAUGCCGCUUUUUUGGAUUCAAUCGAUAUCCUCCGAAGAUCCUUUGUUGGCAGCAUCCGCCGGCUAGAAGAGCGAUUGAUCAUCAACAAGAAGAUCGUCACCACCGAAGAGCAUCGAGAAAUCGCGGAUGAAAUCUCCGCCGCUGCAAUCAAGGUAAUCGAGCAAUUCCGGCCAUGGAUCUCCUCAGUUGAGUCAAUGAACUUGGCACCACUGGGAACCAGCUUCCAAAAUCCCCAACUGGUGGAUUUCAGCCUGCAAAAGCAACGAGUUUAUGAUGCAAUCGGCGAUUUCAUUUUGGAUUGCCAGGCCGUUUCGGCCCCCUUGGCAGAUGAGUGGGCUGAGCUCCGCGGCGAUUCGCUUGAUGACCGUGUAAAUGCCGUGCGAGGCAUUGCUAGACAGCUGGAGAACUACGUAUCCCAGAUUGGCUUCUCAUUAUCUCUGCUUCUUGAGCAGAUUCCGGCAGAGUCUGCCCCGUCUUCACGAAGUGAAAGUCGCCAAGAAUUGGAUGAUGAUCAGUUCAAAAUUGGACACAAUCGGGGUGAGUCUCAAGCGAAAAUCGCCACAGAGUCAAUUGGGAUUCCAUCUUCCUACGCCCCAGAAAAGGAGGGCGGCGAGAAAGUCCGCAGAAACAUGGACAAAGCACAGCGAUUCUUUGGCCAAGCACCACCGACAGCGAUCACACGAGAGCCUCUCCGAGAGCCAGUCCGCGAGCCUGAAGAGACUCCGUGGUUUUUGAAGAUGGCACACGAAGGGGAGGUCUUCUACGACAACAAGACCGAUUCACCAAUUCUCAAGUGCGGCACGCUCGCUGGAUUGGUAGAACACCUCACUCGACACGACAAGCUUGAUGCAUCUUUUAACAACACUUUCCUUCUCACAUAUCGCUCUUUCACAACUGCCUCUGAGUUAUUCGAAAUGCUUGUUCAACGGUUCAACAUCCAGCCUCCGUUUGGCCUGAGCCAAGAUGACAUGCAGAUGUGGAUCGAUCGCAAGCAAAAGCCGAUCAGGUUCCGUGUCGUUAACAUUCUCAAGAGCUGGUUUGAUCACUUCUGGAUGGAGCCCAAUGAUGAAGUGAACAUGGACCUCCUGCGACGUGUUCACACCUUUACUCGUGACUCCAUCGCUACCACUAAAACCCCGGGAACCCCUACAUUAUUGGCCGUGAUUGACCAACGACUCCGAGGUCAGGACACAACCUCUAAGCGUCUUGUCCCAACCCAAAGCAAUAACGCACCCCAACCGAUUGUCCCCAAGAAUAUGAAGAAACUCAAGUUCCUGGACAUCGACCCCACCGAGUUCGCUCGACAGUUGACUAUUAUCGAAUCGCGUCUCUACUCAAAGAUCCGACCCACCGAGUGCCUCAACAAGACAUGGCAGAAGAAGUUCGGCCCCGAUGAGCCCGAACCCUCCCCAAAUGUCAAAGCCUUGAUUCUCCACUCCAACCAGCUUACCAACUGGGUUGCCGAGAUGAUUCUGGCCCAAGGUGAUGUCAAGAAGCGCGUCGUGGUUAUCAAACAUUUUGUGAACGUGGCUGAUAAAUGUCGCGCCUUGAACAACUACUCGACCCUGACAUCGAUCAUUUCGGCUCUAGGAACCGCCCCGAUUCAUCGCCUCGGUCGGACGUGGGGUCAGGUGAGCGGGCGGACUUCCACAGUUCUGGAACAAAUGCGCCGGCUUAUGGCUAGUACGAAGAAUUUUGGCGAAUACCGAGAGACUCUUCAUCUCGCCAACCCGCCUUGUAUUCCAUUCUUUGGUGUCUAUCUUACGGACCUGACCUUCAUUGAGGAUGGAAUUCCGUCCCUUACACCUUCAGAGUUGAUCAACUUCAACAAAAGAGCGAAGACUGCUGAAGUGAUCCGUGAUAUCCAGCAAUAUCAGAAUGUUCCCUACCUUUUGCAACCGGUCGGUGAACUUCAGGAUUACAUUCUCAGCAACCUUCAAGGUGCUGGCGAUGUACAUGACAUGUACGACCGAAGCCUAGAGAUCGAGCCUAGGGAGCGCGAGGACGAAAAAAUUGCAAGGUAUGCCGAAGCCUCAGCCAAAGACAAGGGUUCCUUGUUAUUUGCAUCCACCGUCGCUAUUUUGCGAUAA
This is a messenger RNA of Penicillium olsonii, 3705 nucleotides long. Lineage: Eukaryota; Fungi; Ascomycota; Eurotiomycetes; Eurotiales; Aspergillaceae. The record is from the annotation of a GenBank genome assembly.